AAGCUGCCGUAUUGCCUUUCCCCGAGACGGCACCAUGUCGGUGAGAGAAGCAACCCUCCGGGAGAUGGUGAAAUCUCUGAAGGAGCUCUUGAGACUGGUGCUACCGCUCAUCUUCAGUCAAUGUCUAAGUGUUGGUGCUGAUAGAUGGACUUUGACGUUUGUCGGACACUACGACUACCAGAAUCGAUCACACUAUGAUGGUGCAGGUAUUGGAAAAAUGUACUCGAACAUCACCGGGCUGUCGCUUGGUGUGAGCGCAACCAUUGGCUUAGCCACGUUCUGCAGCCAGGCUUAUGGUGCGAAUCAGAGCGACAAGUUGAACCCCGUCUACGUACGCCGAGCUUUGCUGCUGCUAUGCCUUUGUUUUAUCUUCGCAUUUUGCAGUGCAGUGCUCUGCCAACCGCUGCUCAUUGCCUUGGGUCAACCCGCUGAUGUGGCCUACACCAGCGCCCGCUAUGCGCAAGUGCAGCUCUUGGGCGUUCCAUUCUACUGGCUGUCCAAUGCAGCAAAUAUCGCGUUGCAAUCGGCCAAGUACACAAUGCCUGGCUUGAUCAUGAAUUUAGUUAGCUCCCCUCUGCAGAUUCUGCUAUGCUUCGUUUUCAUGCAUCCGCAGCUCCUGAACAUGGGCUACAUUGGCAAUGCACUGGCUCGAGCCGUAGGUGGCAUGAUUUGUUGCGUGGUCCUCUUCACCGUCAUUCGGUGCCAACGGCUUCAAACAUUAGUGUGGCAGCGCGCUGCCGAUUCAGAGCCUGUGAUCAAGGCCGGUGCCUUCCGCAACUACUUGGCGGUGUCGGUGCCGGCCGCCUUGGUGGUGUGGUCCGAGUGGUGGGCCUUCGAGGUCCUGUCGCUUCUGGUGGGUCGAACCCCCAACGCUGUGGCAAACCUGGCCGCUCAUGGCACCAUGUUCAACAUCAUCGUUGUUUUCUACAUGUCAUGGACCAGCACUUGCACGGCAGUUUGCACCCUGGUGGGAAACCUCCUGGGAGCUGAGGAAAAUCAUCGGAUUCGACCUUUGCUGUACACCUCGGGGCUUUUCAGCUUGGUGACGUCUUUGUUCAUAGCAUUGGGCUAUGAAGCCCUGAAGCACGACUUCGCUCAGAUGUUCACAAAGGAUCUGCAAGUCCAGCAGCUCCUGGAGAAUAGCUCCCUUGGUUUGGUCUUGAGUGUACCCUGCUAUGCGCAGUUGAUGACCUUCUAUGGUGCCUUGCGCGGUGCGAAUUUCCAGAGGCCUGGAAUCCUGGGCACUUUCAUUGGCUACUGGGUCGUUGGACUGCCAUUGGCAGCCUUCUUGGGAUGCUACUGGCAUUGGCCCUCCCCUUUGCUCGGAGUUUGGUUUGGGAAUGCCACUGCUCUUGCCAUUGCUGGCACAUGGGUAUUGACUGCGGUGUUUUUCCGCAUCGAUUGGAUGACUGUCGUCCGCGUAAGCGGAGUCUCACCACUAUUGGAGAGGAGGUCCGAUCCAGAGGAUUGCAAUUCAGAGAUGCCGCCAGUCAGUCGGAAGGUGCCGCAGCAAGAACAAUCAUGAGACUUUCAUCCCCAAACAUCACCGAACAUCUUCAUCUCGGAAAGGCUAUCACUUUGCUAUGUGUAUAGCUUCUGAUCCGUGUUUUUGGAUGGGGAUUGUCUGAAUGAACAUCAUGAUGGUUCAUUUGACGCCGGGUCACUCGUUUUCCAUACCGGGUGGACUUGGGUAGUCUUUAGGCUGAAUUGCGUUCGCAGCGAUGUAAAGACGUUUCCAGCGCUGUGGAUGCACUUCGGCAACGGUGCCCAGGUCAACAAGAGCCUGGCGGUUUUCAUUUGCAAGUAACACACGCAAGUUCUGCAGACAGACGCACAAGACAACGC
Molecule: messenger RNA, 1845 nt
Organism: Cladocopium goreaui
Lineage: Eukaryota; Dinophyceae; Suessiales; Symbiodiniaceae
Source: the annotation of a GenBank genome assembly